Messenger RNA from Mizuhopecten yessoensis (Yesso scallop), 687 nucleotides. Its product is annotated as metabotropic glutamate receptor-like. Gene Ontology annotation, molecular function: group II metabotropic glutamate receptor activity. Lineage: Eukaryota; Metazoa; Mollusca; Bivalvia; Pectinida; Pectinidae. The transcript has a single exon. The annotation marks the transcript as partial. Gene Ontology annotation, cellular component: membrane. Gene Ontology annotation, biological process: G protein-coupled glutamate receptor signaling pathway; regulation of synaptic transmission, glutamatergic. The record is from RefSeq and is a predicted model, not a curated record.
UGUGUGGCUGUCCUCGUGUUUGAAAUCUACAUUCUUUUCAAACUCCUUGGAACACGUAUUGGUCGUCAGUGGCGGACCAUGUGGCUCGGACAAUUGUUGCUGUUUGGCAUCUUCUUGUCUUACCUCACGCUUUUUGCUUUCCUUUUCAUCCCCACCAAUGCUACCUGUGGGAUCAUCAGGUUUGGAAUCGGAGUUUCAUACGCGACCAUUUACUCUGUACUUUUGGUUAAGUUGAUGGUCAUCCUUACAUCGACAACGUCUGAGUCUCUGAUUCCAGGUGAUGUGGAAUCUCCCAAUUAUCUGAAGGGUAUUUACCAAUUCCUGAUGUUUAUUUUCGCAGUCGGUGUCCAGGUGGUCAUUGACAUCCAGUGGAUGAUCCAGGUGCCACCGGAGGCAGUGAAGGUAAUGACGAACGGCGGCGUGGAGGCCUGGGUCUGUAACCAUUACACCUGGUCUGUAGAUUACGGUUGGGGCGACAUGGAAAACUUUGUACGCAGCGAGUUUGAAAAUCACCUACUAUCUCUUGUUUAUGUAAUGUUCCUCAUCAUCAUAACAACCAUUGUUGCAAUGCGUGCCCACGGAAUCAUCACAAAUCACCGUGAGAGUGUGUUUAUUGGAAUCGUGGCGGGAUUCUCCAUCCCGAUAUGGAUCGCGUGGGGAUUGGUUGGCGGUCUCAAUAAGAAGCUG